Messenger RNA from Aquila chrysaetos chrysaetos, 4221 nucleotides. It is a transcript of the gene NFIC, whose product is annotated as nuclear factor I C. Bases 345 to 1877 code for a protein of 510 amino acids. Gene Ontology annotation, biological process: regulation of transcription by RNA polymerase II. NCBI's taxonomy places the organism in Eukaryota, Metazoa, Chordata, Aves, Accipitriformes, Accipitridae. Gene Ontology annotation, molecular function: DNA-binding transcription factor activity, RNA polymerase II-specific; RNA polymerase II cis-regulatory region sequence-specific DNA binding. The record is from RefSeq and is a predicted model, not a curated record. Gene Ontology annotation, cellular component: nucleus. The transcript has 11 exons.
CCGCCGGCGGGCGCCGGCCCGGCCCAUGGCCCGCGGCGCGGAGCCCGGCCCAGCCCGGCCCCCGAGGCGCUGAGGCCGGAGCAUGGCCCCCGGGAGCCAGACGGAGCCGGGGAGAGGGUGACCGCCCGCCGAGGACACGUUGCCGGUGGCCUUGGGGGGGGGGGGGGGCUUUUAUUAUUAAUUAUUGGGGGUUUUCGGUUUUUUAAUUCUUUUGGGGGGCACCGUUUUUUUCCUCCUCCUUCGGCUCGGUGGAAAACACACGUUUUAGAACAAAAUACCAAAAAGCCCACCCUCUUUGCUUUGCUUUUCGCAGCAACUUGGAAGCCCGUUAAUUGCACUUGGCUAUGGAUGAGUUCCACCCCUUCAUCGAGGCGCUGCUCCCCCACGUCCGGGCCUUCGCCUACACCUGGUUCAACCUGCAGGCCCGCAAGCGCAAGUACUUCAAGAAGCACGAGAAGAGGAUGACAAAGGACGAGGAGAGGGCGGUGAAGGAUGAGCUGCUGAGCGAGAAGCCGGAGGUGAAGCAGAAAUGGGCCUCGCGCCUCCUGGCCAAGCUGCGCAAGGACAUCCGGCCCGAGUGCCGGGAGGACUUCGUGCUCUCCAUCACGGGCAAGAAGCCCUCGUGCUGCGUCCUCUCCAACCCCGACCAGAAGGGGAAGAUGCGCCGCAUCGACUGCCUGCGGCAGGCGGACAAGGUCUGGCGGCUGGACCUGGUCAUGGUCAUCCUCUUCAAAGGGAUCCCGCUGGAGAGCACCGACGGCGAGCGCCUGGUCAAGUCGGGCCAGUGCACCAACCCCAUCCUCUGCGUCCAGCCCCACCACAUCAGCGUCUCCGUCAAGGAGCUCGACCUCUACCUGGCCUACUUUGUCCGCGAGAGAGAUGCAGAGCAGAGCAGCAGCCCCCGGACGGGCAUCGGCUCGGACCAGGAGGACAGCAAACCCAUCACGCUGGCGCUCCCUCCUCUCUCCCAUGCAGAUUCGACAGACUUCCAGGAAAGCUUUGUCACCUCGGGGGUGUUCAGUGUCACCGAGCUCAUCCAGGUGUCCCGAACGCCGGUGGUGACAGGCACGGGGCCAAACUUCUCCCUGGGGGAGCUGCAGGGCCACCUGGCCUACGACCUGAACCCCUCCAGCACUGGCAUGAGGAGGACACUGCCCAGCACCUCCUCCAGCGGGAGCAAACGGCACAAGUCGGGGUCCAUGGAGGACGACAUCGACACCAGCCCGGGGGGCGAGUACUACACCUCCUCCAACUCCCCCACCAGCAGCAGCCGCAACUGGACAGAAGACAUGGAAGGGGGCAUCUCCCCCACCGUGAAGAAGACGGAGAUGGACAAGUCCCCCUUCAACAGCCCGUCGCCCCAGGACUCCUCGCCCCGGCUGAGCAGCUUCACACAGCACCACCGUCCCGUCAUCGCGGUGCACAGCGGUAUCGCUCGAAGCCCGCACCCAUCGUCUGCGCUGCAUUUCCCCACCACCUCCAUCCUCCCCCAGACGGCCUCCACCUACUUCCCGCACACGGCCAUUCGGUACCCGCCUCAUCUCAACCCGCAGGACCCGCUGAAAGAUCUCGUCUCGCUGGCCUGCGACCCGUCCAACCAGCAGCCCGGACCGUUAAAUGGAAGUGGUCAAGUGAAAGUGCCCAGCCACUACCUGCCCACGCAGAUGCUGGCGCCGCCACCUCCCCCCGGCAUGCCCCGCUUGGCCGUCUCUCCUGACACCAAAUCCACCACGACAACUACCGAGGGAGGGACGACCUCACCGACAUCACCCACCUACUCUGCACCAGGCACGCCCCCUGCGAACCGUUCCUUCGUGGGAUUAGGACCAAGGGAUCCUGGGAGUAUCUAUCAGGCACAGUCCUGGUACCUGGGAUAACCGCCGCCGUGCCGCCCCUUCGCCUCCCUUCUCCUCUGCUUUAGGCACCCCCAGAGGAACAUCCCCGUCCCCGAGCACCAGGCCCAGCCUUGCGGUGACGACGGAGAGCGCGGACUCACGACGACGAUGACGACGACGACAAGCAAAACCCACACCCGAAGGAAAGAGCGAGGGAAAGGAAGAAGGAAAAGGGUCAAACUUUUUUAAAAAGGAAAAAAAAAUACAAACAAAACAACAACCCAUCCCAGGAGGACCUUCCCCCCCCACCCCAGCGAUGCACCAGAAAACAAAGAAACAGAAAAAAAAGAAAGAAAAACACUAUUAUUUGCCCCGUCGGCCGGCGCCGCGCCGAGACCUGACACAACUCGUGCCAGUGAUGCCUCCCGGAGCGGCAGCGGGGCUGCGGCGCCAGAGCCCUGCUGGCCACUUGCCGGAGGGUCGGAUAUGCAAACGGCUCUUGACUCUCUCAUUCUUGCCUCUAUGUGAGUAGAAAAGAUCAAACCCCCCCACCACCCCCCACCCACCCCCCCCCGGCCCCACGCAGACUCUCGGGAGGCCCCGGGGCCGGGGUGGGGCACGGCAGGGUGGGGGGACGACACCUCCUGCCGCCGGUUCCCAACGGACGCGGCCACGCUUGCCGUUGGGACGAUGUGAUGCUCCGUGCCGUGAAAGCGCCUCGGGGAUGGGCGACACCGUGCUGCGGUGACACGGUGACGUGGUGAUGCGGUGACACGGCGAUGCGGUGACGCAGUGGCGUGGUGGCACAGUGACACGGUGGCAUGAUGGCCAGGUGGCACGGUGGCCGGCUCGGCUUGGCACGAGCGGGUGUCACAGGAGGAGGGGGCUUUGGGCCACGGAGGGUGCAUGGGCACAGCUGGAGACGGUCGCGGUGGCGGUGGCACCCCAAUUCCCUUGGGGACGUGGCGUGGGCACGCUCCCACCACGGCCCCGGUGGGACCCGGGCUGCCACCGUCGAGCCGGGGCAUCGGUCGCCGUCUCUCUGCAAUGCCUUCCUUGCCCGCCGGCGUCCACCAGCCCCGUCCCCACGUGUCCCCACGUGUGUCCCUGUGUCCCCACGCCGGGGGUUCCGUGGGGCUGUGGUGGGGUGUGCGUCCGUGUGUCUGAGCUAUGCAUUCCUGUGGACAGGUUCCAGGUGGAUGGCGAGGAGAGGGUGCGCUCGUGUUGCACAUUUUGUAGGAAAUGCACUUUUAAGAGGGAAUCGUCAAAAAAAAAAAAAAGAAAGAGAAGAAGAAAAAAAAAAUCACAAAAAAGGAGGAGGAGGAGGAGAAAGAGGAGGAGGAGGAGGAGACGGAGCCCCCGGCACUGGCUUGCCGGGAUGGCUGGUUUGGGGUUUUUUGGGUUUUUUUUUUUUUUUUUUUUUUAAAUACAAAAGGAUGGAGAAAAGGAGCCCGAGCGAGGGCGAGGGCAGAGCCAGCCCCACGGAGCCCCUGGCCCCGCGUCAAGUGCCUGAACUGCGGCGGGGAGGGGUCCCGGGACCCCCGGCGGAGCCCCCGGCCGGGGACAGCGCUGGAGGAAGCGCCUGGCCGUCCCCGUCCCACGCGAUGGCGGCGUGGCCGGGAAGGGGACGCGGGGACGUGGCAGUGCCUUAGAGCAGAGGGACCCACGCGGCGGCCGAGGCGAGGAGGAGGAGGAAGAUGACGAAGGCACCCGGCGUCUCCAGCGAGAUGGUGGCGGCCACGGAGGAGACCGGUCCCAGGCGUGUCCCCAAAGGGACCCCAGGGAGCCCACGCCCCAGGGGACACCCCACAGGUGAUGAUGGAGAGAAGCCACCGUGGGAUGUCCGGGAGCAGGGGACGUCACCGAAGCCACCGCCACCACCGGCCUGGCCCCCUCCCCUGGCACCCAGAGCCGGCCCGUGGACCACCGGCAUCGCAUCCCCCAUCCCACCGGCCCCCCGCUCCACCCCGCUUCCCACCCCCCGGGACAGCACAGCGAGGCCGGAUCCUGCCCGCCCGCGGCGUGGCACCGGGGAAAGGGCUGACGCAGGAAAUCCCGGGAGAGAAAAAGUAAUCAAAAAGGACAAGAAACGGAGAAAACCCACAAAAAAAAGGAAAAAAAAAAAAAAAAAAAAAAAAAGCGCUUGGCGGAGAAGGAAACCUGUUUUUUUAAAAAGAUCUGAGAAAAGAAACACAUGAAAAAAAAGAAAAAGACAAAAAAAAAAAAAAGACAAAUAAACUGCAUGGUGCUUUAACAGGAUCUGGUGACCUGGCUCAACCCAGCCGCGGAUGGCUGAUGCUGUGCAUGGCAGACUGUAUUAACCGGCUCUACCUUCCCCCUUCAGCAAAAGAGAAAAAAAAAAAGAGGAAAAAAAAAAAAAAAAUUC